This is a messenger RNA of Cuculus canorus (common cuckoo), 8787 nucleotides long. RefSeq names its product karyopherin subunit alpha 1 (gene KPNA1). Gene Ontology annotation, biological process: postsynapse to nucleus signaling pathway; NLS-bearing protein import into nucleus. Gene Ontology annotation, molecular function: protein binding; nuclear import signal receptor activity. The transcript has 14 exons. Gene Ontology annotation, cellular component: nucleoplasm; cytoplasm; nucleus. The record is from RefSeq and is a predicted model, not a curated record. Lineage: Eukaryota; Metazoa; Chordata; Aves; Cuculiformes; Cuculidae. Bases 131 to 1747 code for a protein of 538 amino acids.
GCGGUGUGCGCGUGCGCGGUGCCUUCGCCAGCCAGCGCUGGGCAGGGAGGUAGGGAGGGAGAAGGGAGCGGCGCUCGCGCGCCUCGGGCCCCAGAGGAGACAGCGCCGGGCCGGGCCCGCAGCAGGAAUCAUGACGACCUCAGGAAAAGAGAACUUCCGACUGAAGAGCUACAAGAACAAGUCUCUGAACCCCGAUGAGAUGCGUCGCAGGAGGGAGGAAGAGGGUCUUCAGCUACGAAAGCAAAAGAGAGAGGAACAGUUGUUUAAACGCCGAAAUGUUGCAACAGCUGAGGAAGAAGCGGAGGAGGAAGUGAUGUCAGAUGGUGGCUUCCAUGAGGCGCAGAUGAACAACAUGGAGAUGACUUCUAGCGCAGUCAUCACCUCUGAUAUGAUUGAGAUGAUUUUUUCUAAUAGUCCAGAGCAGCAGCUUUCAGCUACUCAGAAGUUCCGAAAGCUUCUUUCUAAAGAACCAAAUCCUCCGAUAGAUGAAGUCAUAAGUACACCAGGAGUGGUGGCCAGGUUUGUGGAAUUCCUCAAACGAAAAGAAAAUUGUACAUUACAGUUUGAAGCUGCGUGGGUGCUGACUAAUAUUGCCUCCGGAAAUUCCCUUCAGACUCAAAUAGUGAUCCAAGCAGGAGCUGUCCCCAUCUUCAUAGAGCUGCUUAGUUCAGAGUUUGAAGAUGUACAGGAACAGGCUGUGUGGGCUCUUGGCAACAUUGCUGGAGACAGCACUAUGUGCAGAGACUAUGUAUUGGACUGCAAUAUCCUGCCUCCUUUAUUGCAAUUGCUUUCAAAACAGAACCGUCUCACUAUGACUCGGAAUGCUGUAUGGGCUCUGUCUAACCUCUGCAGAGGGAAGAAUCCUCCUCCAGAUUUUGCCAAGGUUUCACCUUGUCUUAGUGUGCUCUCCUGGCUGCUCUUUGUCAAUGAUACAGAUGUAUUAGCUGAUGCCUGCUGGGCUUUGUCCUAUUUGUCUGAUGGCCCCAAUGAUAAAAUCCAGGCUGUGAUUGAUGCAGGAGUCUGCAGGAGACUUGUGGAAUUGCUAAUGCACAAUGACUACAAAGUUGUAUCUCCUGCCUUACGAGCUGUUGGGAACAUUGUCACAGGAGACGAUAUCCAAACCCAGGUAAUUCUGAAUUGUUCAGCCCUUCAGAGUUUACUGCACUUGCUAAGCAGCCCAAAAGAAUCUAUCAAAAAGGAAGCAUGCUGGACUAUAUCUAAUAUAACAGCUGGAAACAGAGCCCAGAUCCAGACAGUCAUAGAUGCCCAUAUCUUUCCAGCUCUUAUAAAUAUUUUGCAAACGGCUGAGUUUCGAACAAGGAAGGAAGCUGCUUGGGCAAUCACAAAUGCAACAUCUGGAGGCUCUGCGGAACAGAUCAAAUAUUUAGUAGAACUGGGAUGCAUCAAACCACUCUGUGACCUCCUUACGGUAAUGGACUCAAAGAUUGUGCAAGUAGCACUGAGUGGGCUGGAGAAUAUCCUGAGGCUUGGAGAGCAGGAAUCCAAACGCAGUGGCACUGGCAUUAAUCCUUACUGCGCUCUCAUUGAAGAAGCAUAUGGCUUGGACAAGAUUGAAUUCCUGCAGAGCCAUGAGAAUCAAGAGAUUUAUCAGAAGGCCUUUGAUCUUAUUGAGCACUACUUUGGAACAGAAGAUGAAGACAGCAGCAUUGCCCCACAGGUGGAUCUCAACCAGCAACAGUACAUCUUCCAGCAGUGUGAGGCUCCCAUGGAUGGCUUCCAGCUCUGAGGUGCCCCUGUGCUGUGUGCUCCUCUACCUAGCCAAUCCUGUUGUUGAGCCACAAGCCACCCUUGGAGUGAUUCUUUCAAUGUUUUCCAUAACCCUGUUUGCGCUCAUUCGCUUGCCUUGUGCACAUGCUCUUACAUACGUCUGGAAAACUUUUGGCUCUCCAUGGCAGGAUGCCCCCACCUUGGCAAGGGGUCACCAGAAUCACCCUUCUCCUCUAGAUUCUGAACCUCUCCACUGUCAUCUUCGUGGAGCUGAGGCACCUUUCUAUACUUUGAGAUAUUCCCUGCUCCUAUUACAGGAAUAUAAUCCCUCCUCCACUGGCCCCCCACACUCCUGGCAUCCAAGAUAAGGCUGCCUUUCUCUUGUAUUAGCUGCAGUGUGUGCCUGCAGUCCAGGGAGACAUUCAGACUUUCUGAGAACGUAGCUGAGUUCAUUCCCCAUGUUCUUCCCUGGAUGCCUCUUUGGAUGGCUGUGUGAGAGAAGUUAAAUCUUCACAUGCAACAUAUCCAUCCAUUUUGCUGUAUGUGCCAGCCAGGGUUAUUGGCAUAUAGAACAUGUUACAAAUAAUGGAGUAAGUUCUCUGUCCCCUGCAACAACAGGCUGCAAUGGACAUGUUUUGUGGUUCUUAAGAAUACUGAACACAUCUGGCCCCAUUCCUUCUCAACACUGAGCUCCCAAGCUGGAUUGCAGACCACUGUGGAGAUUUGUAUACCUUCCCAGUCUUUCCUCUCCAUCCACAAAAAAAGAGAGCCUGUGAAUAGGUCACUCUUACCACCUCCCCAGCAAUGACUUUCCAAACCAGCUUCUAGAAUGGAGAAGCUCCUUCCACUUCUGCUUGCCAGCAUAGUAUGAUCCAGCCAGGACUUCCUUACAAAUCAAGCCCUUUCUGAUUUCGUGCUCCAGAGUCUGGUCCUUGGUAUUACAGGUAUGGCUGAAAAAUUCCUGUCUGCCUGUCCACAUUUUUACACAGCGUGACUUGAACAGAUCUGUCUUCUGAAAAAUUACCUUCCGAAUACAGGAAUCUUAAUUUGUAAAACUUAGCACAAGGACCAUUAGAUCUCCUUUUCAUUUUCACAAGACAAGAGCUUCCUCUCCUGCUCACCUGAUUAAAUAGAGGUCCUCCCAGUCAAGCCCCUUAUUUAACAACUAAAAUGACACUACAUUCAGUGGGUAGUAAUAUCAGCGCCAGAUCUGCCUGGCCCUUUCAUUUCAUUUUUCCCUUUUGCUGUUUACGGGACUUCGGGUGAAUUAGCAUGGAACGCAUGGUUCCUACAGGUGACAUCUAUAAGGCAUCGCUGACUGCAUGACAGCUGUCAUCCACAGCUGUAGACUGCCCUUCUGCUAGCAGCAUGUUCUUGGCUCCGCAACCUGCUUGGAUCACAGACAUCUGAUGCAAAGGCCAGCCACUCCUCACCGAGUUCAGCUGAUACUGACACCAAGCUCUUCACACAGCUGAGGAGGUGCCACGUGGUUGAAAGUGGUGGUUCCUUUUCUGUAAGAGCAAUGGAUUCUCCAGGCCGUCUGCUCCCCCUCAGCAUCGGACUAUGUUCUUUCAAGCCAUUUUGAGUGCUUGGAACACACAUUUGUCCAGUGUAAACAUUUCAGAAUUGCCGCUGAUGACAGCAGCGUCAUGGAUGCGUGGUAAAUGUUAGUGGCAGAACUGCCUGCAAGAUCCUCCCGUCAGUGAGAAGCCACUGCAAAAGCAAAACCAGCCCAUCGGGUACAGAAUAAUAAAAAUCUACAAAUUGCUCGUCAAACUGCUGAAAGAAGCUAGGCAAAGGCCUGACCAUCAGCUCUGUGUGACCGAUACUUAAAACAGUCUUCAGUUCAGGAUGGAGACUCUGACCUGUGUGGCCACUGCAGAAGCCACCUGCUGCCUCCCUAGCUAAGCCAGUUGGCCUCCACCUUCCUUCUCCCAGUUAUUUUCUCUAGUGCUGCUUUGUGCUGAAGGAACAUUUAGUUUACUGCACUUGAUCUGUAAAUGGACUUCGAUUCUUUGUAAUUUUAGGGGGUUAAAUUUGGUGGUUAAUUUAAAAAAAAAAAAGCAAAAAACCCCUCAAUGUUGCCUUUACAUCACAUAUAAAUAACUGUGUUUCUCUUUUCUUGAAGGGUGAUAGAAGCACUGAUUAGUAGCAAAAUCUUGUUUUAGCUUUUGGAUUUUUUUGUGCUGGAUUUUUUUACGUGUAAAUUUCCAAUAACAUGUCAUUUCUAUAAGAUUUGUUUAAAAUCAUGUACCUCUUAUUGGAUGGUAUAAAAAUGCUACAUAUUUUGUAAACAAAUCUGAGCAAAGUGUGUGUGCAUAUAUUCUGUAUAUUCAUAUAUGUAUAUUCUGUGUAUAUAUACACCAGCGUGUAUAUAUACAUAUAUCCACACACACGUAUAUAUAUACACAUGCAGAUGUGUGUAUAUAUAUACAUAUCUAUAUAUCUAUAUAUCUAUAUAUAUAUAUAAGUGUUUUCUCUUCCAGGCUAGUGAAAACAAUGUGGUGCAUUGGCGUUUCCCUUCCCCAUCCCCCAAGAAAAUAAUGACAAUUGCCUCUAAACGAGUGAAUUAAAAAGAGAGUCCAUUUAAGCUGAAUGGUGUGCCUUCCUGUGUGAGGAGCUGGGCCAGUGUUUGUUACUUUUGCAGUGGAUAUGUGAAUUCAGAGCAGAUAAGUAUAAAUCUUUCAGCUUGGUUUGUUUGUUUGAAGUGACAGGCUUGGUUGGCACAGGUAAUGUUGUUGUCAUAUUCUUAGACUGUGUAAGGCAUUUGACUGGUAGCGCAUAACAUUUUGACUGAAAACUAAAACAAUACAAAAAAUCAACAUGGCACACAUUAAAUGAAUUAAAAAUGUGGCUAACUUAUAGGUCUCAGUUUAAUUUUAAGAGGUGCUUAAUUGAGUGCAUUUCUAUAGAGAUCUUCCAGCAACCAAUUAUCGGCCUUGCUUUCCUUAGCCUUAUUAAUGGGUUAAAAGGAAAUAAAAUCUAACGAAGGCUGCAGAUUAUAUGAGUAUUGAAGGGAGAUCAGACUUGUGAAUUAGGAAAGUGACAGCUCACUGGUGCAGACUGAUCAGAAUUACUUGGUAAACCAAGGGCAAGUAAACUAUUCGCGUUUAAAUGGAGCCAAACAUGUAGUGUAACAUUACCCACCUAAUAACUAAUAUUCAGGCUGCUUUUCCAUUUUGGAGGAAAAGUGACUCUGCAAGAGUAUGAGGAUUGUGGUGUGUUUCACUUGAAUACUGCUUUCUGAUGCGAUUCUCUGUGACCAGCUUGAUGCUUAUAGGUACAAAAGGAAAUCUUAUUAGAAACAGGGAAUUUGUAUUAACUUUAUGUUGAGCUUUGGUACAUCUUUUUUUUUUUUUUUUUUUUUUUAACAGGAUCACUGUCUGCGCUGCUGUCAGCAGCUAAAAGAGGUUGCUAAAAAAUUGGGAACAGCAAUGAAUGUUAAAAGGUUGAAAGUUCCAUUCAGAUGAGAGACCAGGCAUUUUUUUUUUGAGACUGACAGGACAGUAACAAUGGUUAUGUCCCUUGCUAGAAACACUGACAACAGUAUUCUCUGCUUUCCUGAGGAUGUGCUGCUGCCUCAAACAAAGUAACUCAAAGAGCGCCUCCAGCUUCCACUUUUGUGGAGGUCACACUGUGUUUUAAAUCAUCUGUUCUUGUUUUGUGUGUAAGUAGGAAACAGCGUGGUCUCAUGCAUAAAGGACAGGCCAAGUUGGGGUUCUUGGGUUCUUCUCUUAGCUAUGCUGUGCAGUGUGUAGUGCCAGAAAAGUGAUCUCGCCCCUUUUCUUCUGCCAUUAAUGCAUUUGUUUGUCUGCUUGUUGAGAUCCAAUCUAAUCACCUUCCAAAAGCACCACAAGUCGGUAAGGUGAAAAGGUUCAUGAGAACAAGAAUCUCUGAGUUGUUCUUAUAGCAUCAGUUGAACUGGGCUUUAGAAAAAGGUAGAUGCGGGACUACAUAGAACUGUUACUUACCCAUCCUGUCCACAGACCUGUCAUGCCUUUUAAGUGUUGCGUAUUUGCUGGAGCAGCAAACAGGAGCUAUCAUUCCUUCUCUUGGUAAAGCUCCCAGUGGGAUGUGGCAGGCAGGGUCACUCCCUGGAGUCAGGAGGAUGCAACAAACGAUGGGCAGAAGGUUAGCGAAAACUCAAUAACUCAGCCAGGACCAGUGCUUAGGGCUUCUGGGAAGACACCACACACACAAACAAUCCUGUGAGGGAACUGCUGCUCAGAGACUUCAGCUGGAUCUUAAGUUCCUGCAUUCGUUCCUUGAUGCCAAGCAACCAACUACUGGUUCCCUUCACUUACUUUUAAGGGAAGGGAGGAAGGCAUUGACCCUGGAAAACCUACAUGUUCUUGAACGUGCAUUUCUAGAACUAUCAGCACUGACUGGUAAGAACCAAGUCCCAACACCCAGUCCUACCUAUGACAGUUCUCCUGAUAUGAACGUCUGUGAUAUCCUGAACAGCUGUUGUACCUCCCUGUCAGCUUUAAGUAAUUCCCCCAUCUUCCAGUGUAGUUUCUUUGCUUCUGGGAUCAACACGACACAUUGUUAGUACUUCCCCACGCCAAUUUGAGCCAGUAGACUUGAAGGUCUUUUCAGAUGCCUAAGUCUUAGUAGGAACAUAAGCAGGACCUUUUCGUGUGCUGCUGUGGCCAAGCCCACAGGGCUCCUGUGCACUCUUCGAAGGUAGCAGUCAAGUUAUCCUAUGGAUUGCAUUCAAGUUGCCAGCACUGGGAAGUUUCAGUUGCCUCUGGAACAGGUACAGCAAUGUGGCACAUGGCACAGGAUUAAUAAUUUGCCUUUUUUGAGUAAACGCGAUGUUGCAGACUGAGCCAAAGGGGAGAAACUUAAAUACUGUUUAAGGGCUUAGUAUGUUCCCCUCCACCAGGCACUGCUAAAAGGCUGUGGGCUAAAGCUAUGAGCUAAGCAGGUGAUGCGAGGAGUGUGGAGUUCUCCAGUGAGACUGGCUGCUUAGGGCAGAACGAUCUGUUAAUUUUCUAGCCAUUGUCUGUGUUUAGAAGUGCUUUCUUGGAAGCCUUCACACUAGGAAAGAGGCAGUUUCUGUCAUUGCCCUCAGAAAGAUAAAUACCAUUUUUCUAGUGCUCAGCUGCUUGCAGAGAAAAUACUGCAGUGGUUGGGAGUGAACUGGAGGCAGUGGCUCAGCCUUUUAUGUGGGGCUCUGGAGCCUACACGGAAGCUGAAAGGAGACACAAAUGUGCGCAGUGAUGCCCAGGUUUUAUGGUGGAUACUGAAUGGUGGAGAUAAUGGAUUGAUAAAAGGAAGGGAUAUAUGACUUCUACAUGGAUCUUCUGUCAAACCACUGGACCAGAGUUCAAUUUUUGACUAAAUGGCAUAAAACUUGUAGAAAUUAAGUAAAAUGAAAAACUGUUGACCACAGCUGCUCUGGGGUGUUGCUUUUUAAGUGGUAUUUUACAUAUUUUUAUUUGAAAUACUUUACCAGCUGUACAACUCGUAAAUAAUUCCGUUUCCCAAAGUAGGUGAGGUACCUGCCAGCUCUGCUCACAGAGUGCACUCAAAGUGCUUAUUGAAAGGGGGAUAGUUUUGAGUGCUGCAUGGUUUUAAACUCUGCCAUUAGCAAAGCAUAAAUCAAAACACCAGUUUCUUUUCCUGGUAACCUGAAAUACUGCCUGAGGUGCAUGUUGUUCUUUUUUGAUCUCAUGUAAUACAGAAAGCAGCACAGGCACAUUGUCAGGGAAGGGUUUUUUGGUUCCUGUCUGCUUAGUAGCAUGGCAAAGAACCAGAGUUCUCACGGAAGAUCUGUUCAUGCGCUUGCAGUGGAACUGAGGACAAGUUGACUAUCAUGACUGAUAGUGUACUUGUGAUAAUUGCCUUACAGAGAAUCUGAUGAUGGGCUGUGGCAUCAGCUGAAGAUUGUAACUUCUGUGGUGGAAUGACUGCACAGCUUUUUUGGCUGCCCCAUCCCUGGAGGUGUUCAAGGCCAGGUUAGCUGAGGCUUUGAGCAACCUGAUCCAGUGGGAGGUGUCCCUGCCCAUGGCAAGGGGGUUGGAACUGGAUGGGCUUUGAGGUCCCUUCCAACCCAACCCAUUCCACGAUUCUGUGAUUGUUUGAUUGGGUACAUCUCAUCAGUGGGUGGUGCCUAGAAAUACACUUCAUAAAAAGGUGUACCGCAGCAGUUACUUUCUAGCUCUAGAGAAAAGGACAAAGUACUAGAGAGGACUGUUCUAUCUAUCUUAUUGCUUCUCCCUUCCAGAUGUAAAGAUGAGAUUUACCCUGCAUUUUUAGUAGGGCUUUUAAUUUUUUUCAGCAAUAGUGCUAACUUUUAAUCAGCAAAAUGUUUUGGAAAAAAAUCUGCCUCCCACGAUCAGAAAGCUCAGAAACUAAACCUGUCAAACACAUGCCUCUUCCAUUUGUGGUGUUCCCGGCGGCCAGCUAGCAGGUAGUCCUGCUAUAUAGUUUGGAAGAGAGCUCAGCAGCAGAGAGCAGGAAUGUCUGAUUGACUUUCUCACACCCAUGUGCCUCUGAACAGCAAAUCUGAUAGUGCAGGUUGAAGUUGUGGGUCAGUGUUCCUCAAAAUACUCAUCUUUCUUCCCUUAGCUUGGACAUUCCCUCAUCUCACUACUAGCUCUGCUGUAAAAAAUCUGUUAUCUGUGACACGCGUGUUCUCUGGAAUGCCACUUCACUAUCACUCGCCCUCUUUUUAUUAAAGGGAGGCAGUCCUUCACUUAAACAAAUGCAGACAGACUACAUUGGGCCUAGAACAGGUAGGUAAGCAAAUUUCUAAUAACUUCGAUGAUGUCGAUGCAGGUCGUACAAUUUUCUUGACUCAAGGUGUCCUCUAAUAAAUAUUAUCUCUUGCACAAAGAAGAACAUUUGGAAUAUUUUAAGCAGCCUGUAAAGAUAGAGAAUACAUACAGCAGCAUCUUCCUGAAGAUAUCUGAAAUAGUAAUAGUGGAUGACUACCCAGCAAAGGUAUUUCAUUUGUACAAGUAUGGAUGUACAAGUGGAAACCGAUGUCUUUUUGUGUCCCGGUUAUCGUCUUCUAAGUGGCAGGUAUGAGCGUAAGACUUGGUAAAGGAU